This is a messenger RNA of Dentiscutata erythropus, 336 nucleotides long. NCBI's taxonomy places the organism in Eukaryota, Fungi, Glomeromycota, Glomeromycetes, Diversisporales, Gigasporaceae. The record is from the annotation of a GenBank genome assembly.
AUGGUAUAUUUGGACAGUCCUGGUAAUCAAAAACGUGUCAAUAGUAUCUCUAAAUUUGUUGAAGAGUUGUAUGAAUAUUUAAAACAAAAAGCGAGAAACAAUCCAUAUAUAACACAAGAUACAGAAUUCACAAAAAUAUUGUUAGAUGGAUGCGCAAUUACAAAUCCUACUCCUACAAAUAGCCCGAAAAAUCCCUUGUCCAAUUUAAGUAGCACGUCAUCAGAACAUAUAGAAGAAAUUUUAUCUUCAUUCAUCGAAGAAAACAUUAAGGAGCUGUCAGGUUCAAAGAAUAAUUGGACCAUGCCUAAAAAUUCUGACUAUGAACUAGAGCAAUAG